Messenger RNA from Caenorhabditis sp. 36 PRJEB53466, 1326 nucleotides. The record is from the annotation of a GenBank genome assembly. Lineage: Eukaryota; Metazoa; Nematoda; Chromadorea; Rhabditida; Rhabditidae.
AUGUCUUUUGCGAUUCUUAAAGAUGACUGGUCGAAGGCGACUCCCGAGCAAAGAGCGUAAGUGAAACAGGGAAACUCCAACACACCGUUUAUCCGAAACGAUGUAUCUCAGUUGCGAGAAGAGAUAUCAAAAAGUGGUCAACUGGCAAAAUGUACACCACGUUUCAAUGAUGAAUUGAAUAGUUCAAAACUUUUUGAUAUCUCUAUCGGCAGCAGAGAUAUAUCGUCUUGAAUUGACGGUAAUGGUAGUUUUUACGGUUUCUUUACCUUUUUGCUUUUCAGUGCUUAUUUGGAAGGGCUCAAUGAUGAUCGUAUCCGAGACGCGUACGUUUUCAGCAUACUUUUCAGUUCCUGUCCUCAAAGGAGACGGUUUCAGCGCGAUAGAUCUCUAUUCAACGUGUUCGAAUGGCCUUCUAUGGGCGCAGAAUUCGCCUUCGACGUUCUGUGAGCAUCAACUGGAGAACGCAUCCAAAUCUGCGAAGCAUUGGAUCUGGAAUUCGAGCGAUAAGAACAUCGAAAAGAUUGGUAAUGUCCAUUUUUAUUCAUUUAAUACAGGGACGCAGUGGGAUACAUCAGAAAUUACAAAUGGCGAUUUUCCGACCUGGUACCCGUAACACGGGAGUUAUUUUACAUUCUGAAGCUAGUGGCACUCGCCGUUUUUCGACCAAGUUACUAUUUCUUCUGAUAUUAUCAAAAAUAGGGGUGGCGUAUACUUAUGGCACGCACUGUGACAGCGAAGUUGAGCAAUUAUUGGCCUUCUUUUCAAUAUCCUAUCAGAUAAUCUGAAUUCCAGCCGUGAAUCCACAAUUGUGGAAGGAGCAAGUCAAGAAGAAGUUCUGCCAGUAUCAUCCGCUCCGUCAGUUCCAUCGUUUCCACUUCUUCGACCAUGUUUUGUUUAGAUCAAUUUUGUGAGGACUUUCUGAGACCUACAACCACUUCCACAGCCUUGCCCACCACCACGACUUCCGUUCCCCCUCUGACCACCGCGGCUGCUCUCCUUCCCGACGAGACCACUUCCGACGGAUUCGUCACGGCGAACAUGGGUCUCAUCAUCGCCGCAAUCAUCGGAAUCGCUCUCGUGUGCCUUCUGAUGGUCUGCGGAGCCAUGUACUUUAAGAGAAAAUCGACGAAGAAGGGGAAAGCGGAAGAUGGCGGCGACUCGAAGAUGACGUCCACUUCCACGUCGGUCUCCGCAUCGAAGAGUUCGGCGAGCAAUGUGAAGGAGGAGAAGAAGAAGAAGAAGAAGGAAUCGCCGGCGGGCAAGGAAAAGUCCGAGUUGUCCGGUAUCAAGUCCCGCAAUCUGUACUCGGCAACGGCUCCAGUGUAG